This is a messenger RNA of Chelonus insularis, 1505 nucleotides long. RefSeq names its product glycosylated lysosomal membrane protein-like. Lineage: Eukaryota; Metazoa; Arthropoda; Insecta; Hymenoptera; Braconidae. Gene Ontology annotation, cellular component: lysosome. The coding region runs from base 239 to 1453 and encodes 404 amino acids. The transcript has 5 exons. The record is from RefSeq and is a predicted model, not a curated record.
ACUUUUAUUACUUGAUAUUUUGUAUCAAAGAUGGCGCUACUCGGCUGUUAAAGUGGCGCCAUCUAGUGUAUAAAAAUUACAUAAACUAUUCAUUUGUUUUUACUGUGUUUUGCGUGUUUUUCAACAAAAAUGAUCGCGAAUAAAGUAGAUUAGAAUGACAAAGAGAAGGCGUAUGUAACAAUAAUAAUGAGGAUAACAAUGUGACAAUCAGUUGAUAGUAAUAAGAAUUGUGUUGAAAAUGUUUCUUCUACAUAACUUUAUUAUUUUUUGGGCCAUAUUUAUAAAUAUUUGUCAAGGAUCUGAACGAAUUCUGACAUAUAAAUUAAAUCCCGGAUGCGGGGAAAUAUGUGAUGGAAAAAAUUUAACAACUUUUUACUUAAGAGCUGAUGGCUCUAAUGAUACCUUACACUACCUUUGGGAUUUUAUUGGUCAUCCAUCAAUCCUUCUAACAGUUACUUCGUCCACAGCUGAGUUAAAUAUAGACUGGAAAAAUUAUUUAUCUCAUCAACCGAAAUCUAUAAAUUUUACUGAAACACCUUUAUAUAGUUUUGGUUUAUUAGUGGAGAAGAUUUUAGAAUUUAAUGACGUCAAUGAUACGGGAUCAAUUUUCAAUAUAAGUGAUAAUUAUAUAAAUGUCUUGAAUUCACAAUACUUUCACUGGAUCAGAAAGAAUACGGCAGAAAAUAAGAGGUUUAUAGAGUUAGAUAUGAUAGGAAAAAAUUAUAAUGAUCCAGAGUCCAAUACAUCGAGAGUUGGUGAUAUAGAAAUAAUACUUAAUGGAUUUAGUACACUUGAUCAUUCAGAUGUGACACCACAUUUAUUACACUCUGAAAAUUCAACGCAAAUAGAUUUUGUUAUUAAUCAUUUUAAAACAAAUUCGUCGUUCACUAAGAGUAGAUUUGGAGUAGAACUUAUGAUGAUUAGUCCAGGAGACCCUAAUUCUAAAAUGUUUGUUGAUACUAAGAAGAGUCUGGAUGAUGAACAUACUCCAGGAAUAUUUGAGAUUGUUGAAAUAACAACUCCAAAAAUAACAGUUAAAAAUAAUAAAGAAUCAGCGUAUUUACAAUGGAGACCAGUUUCUUACUCAACAUCAGAUAGAGAUGUUACAAGCUCAACAGAAACUAUUCUUUAUCCAUUGAUAAACAGUUUAGAAAUUCCUCACAAUUCACUCUUGUAUGCAUUUUAUGGUAAUGAAACAAAUAGUUUGUUGAUAGAAAAAAUGAAUAUUACAAUUGGAACAUCCGGAGAUGGAUUCUAUAAGAAAACCAAUUAUACCACAUGGACUUUCAUUGUUGGUUAUGGUAGUCCACCAGGUGAACAAUUUUCCUACUUGGUCAUCAUGAUUAUAUCAAUCGGCGUUGGACUGCCUGUCAUCACAAUGAUUCUGGCGGCAAUUCAUGCUUGUAUUCGCAGAUUACGAAGGAGACAAACUACUAGAUUAGUUAAUUCAUAAGUGAUAAAUCAAUUACAAAUAUUAAUAAAAACAUUAAUACAUGAUAGUGAAA